This is a messenger RNA of Mizuhopecten yessoensis (Yesso scallop), 19722 nucleotides long. RefSeq names its product sacsin-like. The transcript has 9 exons. Bases 86 to 13525 code for a protein of 4479 amino acids. The record is from RefSeq and is a predicted model, not a curated record. Lineage: Eukaryota; Metazoa; Mollusca; Bivalvia; Pectinida; Pectinidae. Gene Ontology annotation, molecular function: Hsp70 protein binding.
UGUUUAUUUUUCCUCGAGUGAAAGGUUCCUAUUGCGACGAAGCAGAUAAGAAAAUGGAUUAAACAGAACAACAGAACUCGACGAAAUGGAUCGUAAGGACGACGAGGAAAAUCCGCCUGGAUCUUCCGACUCCAAACACAAGAGAAAACACAAACAUUCUCCAGUUAUGGUGCGUAAGAAAAAGAAAACGGAAGCGCUGAAAUCAGGCGGUCCACCAGAGAAUCUCUUUCCGGAAAUCACCUCGGCACUUCCUGCUGAUGGGGCAUGCGGCAGUGACGUUAAUAUUCUAUCAGCUCUUAUAGAUGGGGAUGGCGAUUCAACAGAUUCAGAGUGUGCAAUGGACCAGCCGACUCUCCUGGAACAAUUAAAGAUCAUACUUGAUAACUACCAAGACGCUCAAAUCAUUCGGGAACUAGUUCAAAACGCAGAUGACGCCAAUGCCUCGGAGAUGAAGAUUGUGUAUGUGAAUGGUGACGUCGAGACAUCACAAGGGAAAAGCUGUUAUUCGGAUUAUUUCAGGGCUCCAGCGCUGUGUGUCUAUAACAACGGGCUGUUUAGUAAACAGGACUGGAAUUACAUCAAAAGCAUCUAUAAUAGUGGCAAGCGAGAAGACACUCUCAAAGUGGGCAGAUUUGGUCUGGGAUUCAAGUCGGUCUUCCACAUCACAGAUAAUCCAGUGAUUAUUAGUAAUGACCGAGCAAUGAUCAUUGAUCCUUUCCGGACACAAAAAGGACAUGGUAACGAUUGCCAGGUUUUGACCUUCAAGAAACUUCGGAAAUCUUUAAAAACACAUUACAAACAGGCUAUUGAAGCGAUGAAGUCUGUUUAUGGACAUUUCGGAUUUACAAACAAAUCUCUGGAGGACACUUACUCAGGGAGUAUCUUUUGGUUUUCCUUGCGCCGCUUGCCCUCAGAGUUGUCGACCAGAGUCUUUGACCAUAAUGAUGUCACAGAGCUGAUAGACAGUUUCAAGAAAGAGGCCGCUACUUUGCCACUUUUUCUUAAGAACAUCGGUCUGGUUUCGUUUUCUGACCAAGAAAAGGAAUCCGCAUCAUUCUCAGUAAAAUGCGAUGUGUUAGAAAAAGAGGAAAAGAAAUCAUUUAACAGGAAAUUGAAGGCAUGUAACGGUGUAAGUCCCAAUGACAGUAUGAAAGCAAUAUUUCGUGUCGACAUUUCUCUUAAGGACGAUCAACAUGUAAAUGAACAACGCUGGGUUGUUUGUAAUUAUAUAAAAGGCCGAAGCGAUCUUUCCGUAAAGCUCAGAGAAUUGGCCGAGGACAAACAACUGUCGUAUAGUCCUUUCGUAGGACUUGCAACACCAGUCGAAGACACUACGGGUAUACAAUUUCAUGGACAAGUGUUUUGUUUUCUUCCUCUCCCAAAUACGAGUGAAAAUCAAACGGGGCUGCCUCUGCAUGUCAAUGGUUUUUUUGCCCUCAGUCAAGACAGACAUCACGUAAAAUGGCCACCAGAUGACCAAACUGACCGAAUGGACCCGCCUCAGAAAUGGAACCGCUUACUAUGUGAAGAAGUACUUGUAGAAGCGUACGUCGAUACGGUGGAAUACGUCAAGGGCCUCACUGUUAAAGACAAUUGUACGGAUUGCGAUACCAACAUUGUAUAUAGCAUACUUCCGUCACAGAAAACCAUUCGACCAAAUUGGGAUGCGGUUUUUAAUCCCUUGUGCAACCGCCUCAAGGACAAGACCAUUUUUUAUACCAAUAAUGGCGGCAAAUGGAUAAAAGCAAAAGACGCAAUCUUUUCAAUUUUACAAUUUAUUGAAGACGAACUUGAACCAAGCACCAUCCUACAGACGGAACAGUGUAUAUUUGAUCUUUUACUCAAGUACCAACGUAAUGUUGUGAAGGUUCCCUCUCACGUGGCGGAAAUGUUUCCUGAAGUGCCUAAAAUCACACCGAAGUAUUUGAGAAAUGUUCUAAGAGAAAGUAAUAUCUACGGUAGACUUCCAGUCAAACAACAAAUGUUGUUGUUACAGUUUAUUCUAGCAGACCGACAGUAUGCUGACCUUCGUGACCUGAUGCUGCUUCCUCUCGAGGACGAUACCUUCAGAUCAUUUGACGCUGAACAGCCUGUGUACCGUUGUACGGCAAGUGAGAUGAAGAUGUUUCCUGGGACAGAAAGGAACUUCAUCAAAUCAGACUUACCGCAACAAACAGCUGAUCAUCUGAAAGAAAUUCAGAAAGCAGGUUUCUGCAACCUGAGGACUCUGGACGCAGACGGAUUUCCUACCUUACUUAACGAGACAUUGACUGCAAAUGGAGAUAUUGGAGCCAACGGAUGCUUUAGUUCUACCACCAGCCACAUUACAAUGGAAUGGCUCGACCACGUCUGGAGCUAUAUCGGUCAGAAAAAGUAUCAAGUCCUGGAAACUUUUGAAAAGUUGAAUUUGGUUCCUGUAGAUGAUAACUCUAUUUUAGGUGAAGGAUUGAAACUCAUGCCAUUAAAGGGGUUGUAUUUGGUGACGGAUUUCGAUGGAAUGGCUUCGCUUGAUCAGAAUCUGUGUAACGCUUUAGAAAGGCUACCAAUUACUGUCAUCAGACAUAUUGCCAAAGGUGAAACACUUACGUAUCUAAUGGGUACCUAUUGCAAGUAUCCAAAUCUCGAAGGACUGCUUGAACUUUUAGAAAGUCUGUGUAAAGUCCCUAUAAGACAAGAGUUACUCGAGGAAAUGACACGACGGUUCAACGACCAAUGCAAUUCCGAAGAAAAAACAGCUUUGCUGAACUUUCUUGCAAAAGAUUGUCAACAUUCUAAUUCAAAUGCUGAUAGUUUUAUCAGAGAAUUGGCUAUUUUUCCAGAAACGACAAACGAAAACAACGUUUUAGAGUUUACAUCUGUAGCAAAGAACGGACACAUAGCGUGUGAAAACAGCAUCCCAGUUAAAUAUCAUUUACCUCACUUGCAUUUGGAUAACAUACAGAGGAUGCUUGCUAAACGACUAGGAGCAAAGGAAAUUUCAGAGACGAAGCUAGUUGAAAAUAUCCUUCAAGCCAUGACCAACACUCCUGGCAUCUAUGAAAGAUCAAGCAUUGAAACUUUCAUGAUGUAUGUACUUAGGUACUGUACAAGGCUGUCCUCAAGUGAAGAUUUGAAUGAUAUCAUCUUUUUAGGUUCGGGGAUCAAAUUCAUUGCAACUUCGUCUUCAUCGAGCACAACAGAGCUAGCACCGAUCCGGGCAUUCUUUGAUCAUACUAAUCAAGUACUUAAGGAGUUGUUUCGUUUUGACGACAGCAAGUUUCUCAUUAAAAAAUAUCAGAAGGAGGAAUUAGAGUCUGUACUUAGAAACUUUGGUCUCAAAUCCGAUAAGGACGUUAAAGAAGACGAUGUUUUAAAUGUGGUACGAGUACUUGAUCGAGAGUGCCGAAAAGGGAAACAGGCGCAAAUGGAGGAAAUUCGUCAUUGUUCAUUUAAAGUAAUGGAAAUACUGGAGAGGAUGGAAAGGGAAUCCACUGUAAAUUUGGAUUUAAGGGAAUAUCGAUGGAUAUCUUUCAUCGACGAGAAACCAGUUCAUUAUCCGGAUAUACUACCUUGGUGUGCGGAUCAUUGCCAGUCUCCUCUAUGUACCCCGCAAGAUGUAUCCUCGAGUAAACACGAGACGCAGGCGGCAUCUGUUAAAUGUAUCGUGGACACCUCUAGCUGUCCUUGCCUUGCAAACAAAUACGGAUGGAAUAAACCUCCAGAUGCUGACACAUGUCUUCUUCAAUUGGAAGCGGUGAGAAACGUCUUCUGUAUUAAACACAAAGCCAAGUUGAAUGGUAUUUUAAAAGACAUAUACCAACAACUGUUUGAUGAUAUCAAUUCAUUGGAUCAUGAACUGGAAUCACAGCCGAUCAUUUGUACAGGAGCGACUUUUCAUCUUCCUAGAGAUGUGUUUAUAUCUUUUCCCUUGGACGAGAACAUCCAUCUGGAGCCUUAUAUGUACAAACUUCCUGUUGAAUUUGAGGAGUUCUCUAAAAUGUUUGUUGAACUAGGGUCAGUUCAAGAACUUGAAAUAAAUUCAUUGAAGUUAAUCCUUACAACAAUUAGGACAUCAACUAGGCCGUCAACGACCGAGAAAGAUAGACAGAUGGUUGUUAAAAUUCUUAAAAUAAUAUCAAAUCUACGAGAUGCAAAUGAUAUUCUGAGUGAUGUAUUAGUACCUGUCCAAUCACAGAAUGCCAAUCUGGUAUUACAGCCGGUAAAAGAUUGUACGUACUCCGACGAGGAUUCAGGCUGGUUACAAAAUGAAGAGGAUGAUGACGUCAAUUAUGUCCAUUCCGAUGUUGGUGCUAAAUUAGCGGAAUCGCUGGGCGUUCAGUCUUUCACUCAGAGAUUUUUAUCAGACGGUGGAACAGAAGAAAUGACUGUAGCAUGUGGACAGUCUGAACCUCUGACGACAAGACUUAAACAUUUGUUGGAAAACUACCCAGAUGGAUUAGCAGUGCUGAAGGAACUUGUUCAGAACGCAGACGAUGCCGGAGCUAAACAUAUUCAUUUUCUAUAUGACGAAAGACAGAAUAAAGAGGCGACAGUAGGCUUAAUCGACGUUAACAUGGCAAAAUGCCAGGGUCCAGCGUUUUGGGCUUUCAACGAUGCUGUUUUUACCGAACAUGACUUUGAAAACAUUGUCAAACUUGGAGGGGAAACCAAAAAAGCAACGAGAACCAAAAUUGGAAAAUUCGGGCUUGGAUUUUGCGCCGUUUACAAUAUAACAGAUGUUCCCAGUUUUGUAAGUGGAAAUUCUCUGGUAAUCUUUGAUCCUCAUACUACUCAUCUAGGGAAAGCCAUCAAGAACAAAAGCAGCCCAGGAAUUCGGUUGACCAUUACAGAAAAAAGUUCUGGUAUGCUAAAGCGAAUGAGGAACCAGUUCAUGCCAUACAACAACAUAUUUGGAUGUGAUUUGUCUGGAGACACUAAACCUCUCAAGUUUGAAGGAACGCUUUUUCGAUUUCCAUUAAGAACAAAGCAACAGGCAAUAGACGGUGAAAUAAGAAGUACUCCUUAUCGCAAAGAUGACAUGGUACAACUUCUCCAUCUUCUUAAAAACUGUGCAGGGGAUUUGUUGACAUUUACACAGAACUUAAAGGAUAUCAAAGUAUCUCAUCUGCAAGAGGACAGCGUUAACCUACCGAAUGAUAUUCAGCUCAUGUUUAGCGUUGAAAAAAAAAAGAUUAAAAUGCAUCAUAUGUUGAACAACCCAGCAAACAUCAAUGUCAUGACGGAAGCCGAAAAUGUUUUGAGAACAAAACAACCAUUUACAAAAACUGAAAUGAUAUCACUUAAUAUGUAUACUUUAAAAAAUGAACUCCUGAAAGUCGAGGAAACCUGCUUAACGUCUUCUCCCUGGUUAGUGUCUUGGGCUUCAGGAACUAAUCAGGAUGUUCUGGAAAAAGCGAUCCAGCUGCAAAAUGAUGGGGCCUUACCACUUGGUAGUGUUGCAGUUUCUUUAAAAAGUAUAAAAUCACCAUUGGUCCCAGUGCCAUUCCCGCAUAAAGAAAAGCUGCGUGGAUUAUACGACAAGAGUCACAUUUUCUGUUUCCUUCCUUUGCCCGUCGAAUGCAAACUUCCAGUGCAUAUAAAUGGAUGUUUUGCUGUCAGCAGUGAUCGGAAAGGCUUAGUUAAGAGCACAAGUGACGAAAAAAGCGAAACAGAGAAUCAAGUCUGGAAUAGAAUGCUUAUGUCUGAUGCAGUAUGCAAAGCGAACCUAUGUUUAUUGACAAGUCUGGAGCAUUUCGAAAUGUCUUCAGACGAAAUUUAUUCAACACUUUGGCCUUUUACUGUGGAUCAGUCAGAUGAAACAUCAUGUUUGUCAGAUGCGUUCUGUAAAGCCGUUGUUCAUGGAGAUUACCGCGUGUUUUAUACGCCACAAGGACGUCGCGCUUCAUUCAGUGAAUCCGUUUUUCUUGACAUUACAUUGCGUUAUGACAACGUUGUUGGGGAAUAUGCUUUCGAAACUUUUACAAAUUUGUAUAAAGAUGAAAGAGUUCCUAUGGAUAUGCCUCAAGCGUUACAUCGUCAAUUUUGUACAGCUGAUUGUGAAGAGGAUCUUGUGCAACAAACAAUGACCAUGAAAGAAUUUUAUGAGGAUAUUGUCUUCCCUCACAUUCAGCAAAUCGAUGCAGAAAAACGAGAUGCACUGGUGAUGCACAUAUUGAACACCGAUGACCAUUCUCUGCAAAAUUUACUGAAAUCAAAUCCAUGUAUUCCUGUUCUACCAAAUGGUAGAUUGAGACUACCGAGGGACCUCGUACGACCACGGUCAGAAGUAUCGGAGCUUUUCUGUGACGAAGACGGUCGAUUUCCUAACGACGCCAACCAGUUCUUUUGUAGCGAGAUAAACCUGAAUUUCCUUGUGCAAUUGGGUAUGAUGGAUCGAGCGUUGCCGGACGAGCUUGUUGUGGAGAGAGCCCAAUCUAUUUCCAAAUUGCUUGAGCUUAAACCGGCGUUUCAUCGUUGCCGAAGGUUGCUAGCCUACCUUGAACGAGAACAAGAUAAUUGUGGAAAUGAUGUCAUACAUGAUUUAAGUACAACGGCCUUCUUACCUGUUCUUCAGAAGCCUGGCGAUUGGCCGGUGACCUGGUUUUCAAAUGCAGAUGAAACUGGGAUGUUUUCUCCACCGAAUCAAAUGUUCUUUCCAGAGCACAUGGAACGAAUUGCGUGUUCACAUUUUAUAGUUAAUGUUGAAGAACUAAAAAAUGAGUUUGAUGUUCUGAUGAUUCUUAAAAGACUAGGUGUGCAACAUGAGGAGCUACAUGAAGACGUUGAGAAACAACUUGUUGAAAUUGGUAAAGUCGAUGAACACAUAUCUGAGAAGCAGAAACUACGAUUGCAAGAAAUAUGCAUGUCUGUAUACAGGUACUUGGACAGCUCAUCAGAAAACCUGACUGGAACUUACGAUGACCUUCCCAUACUGUGGAUAUCUGAUCAAUUGAUUCCUCCAAAGUGUGCCACUCUUGAGACGUUUUCUAGAAUUGACUGCACACCUGAAAUAUAUCAGGUCGUUUCACCUGAUGUAACAAGAUACGGAACAUUUCUUAAACGCGUUGGUGUCAAAAAAAACCUUUGGAAAGAAAAUGUUAUUUUAGCACUGGAACGUGUGGAAAUUGACCGCGAUAAACCUCUAGAACUGGAGAAAGUUAUACUGAUAGUGAAUCUAUUACAGCUUCUAGCUGAAGUUUGUAGCCGACGUGGACUUCCUUUACAAUCUGACGAAAAAGCUCGUAUCCUUGUUCCAGAUGAUAUAAACAUUUUGCGAUCAUUAGACGAAGUAUGUGUUGAUGAUGAGUUUCCCAUGCCGAGACAAAAAUACAUGUAUUUUGUCAACUCAAAAGUAUCGGGAGAAAUCAACAAGCUACUUGACAUAAAGUCAAAGCGAGUAAAGCACCUAAAUACUAUCAAAGGCAGUUUGCCAUUCGGACAGAAAGAGGAACUAGUGACGAGGCUGAAAGGAAUCCUCGAUGAAUAUCCUCGGGAUGAAACAAUUUUAUACGAACUGUUGCAGAAUGCAGAUGACGCAGGGGCGAAAGAAAUCAUGUUCAUUGAGGACAAGAGGCAACAUAAAACUAAGGAAGGCAUAUUUGGUGAGAGUUGGUCUGACAUUCAAGGACCGGCGUUAUGUGUUUUCAAUGACUCAUGUUUUUCUGCUGCAGAUCUAGAAGGCAUUUGCAUGCUUGGUAAAGGAACGAAAUCACAAGACCCAACAAAAACUGGGCAGUUUGGUAUUGGCUUUAAUGCGGUUUAUCACUUGACAGACGCACCUUCUUUUAUAACAAGAGGUCCAUCUACACCAAAUCAAGGAACAUUUUGUGCCUUUGACCCGCAUUGUACAUUCUGUCCAGCUGCUGAUGAUUUUAAUCCAGGACUACAACUUCCUGAUUUGACGGUACUCGAGGAGACAUACCCAGGUGUAUAUGAAUGCUAUUUACAGGCGGAGUUACCUAGGGUACAGGGUACUUGGUUUCGAUUUCCAUUACGAACCUCGAAAAUGGCAGAAAUGUCUCAUGUAUGUAAAAGAACAAUGGGAAAAGAAUCACUACGAAGAUUACUCUGCCGAUUCCAACAAAAUAUGAAAAAGUGUCUUUUGUUUCUGAGAAAUGUCAGACAAAUUUCAUUAUGUGAAAUAGAUCCCCAAGGUAAACUUAAAGAAAAUCAUACAGUAGUGUCAACGCUGGAAGAAAACGAUGAGCAUCACCUGAAGAGGUUUUUCAACAAAUGUGACACACUAACAAAAGAAUUGUUUACUGUAUCAACGAAUCUGCUUGAAAUCCCCAAACAAACAAUUCAAUACAUCAUGACCAUAAAAGAAGAUUUACGUCAACCUGAACGUUGGAUUAUAGCUCAGACGUUUGGAUUAGACGCCGAUACGAAGGUCCCAGACAGUGUAAAAGAAGCUUUGGAAUGCAGGGAAAUAAAUCUCACGCCAAAAGGUGCAGUAGCUCUACCGUGCACACCAGGGGGUAUGGACAGUCGAUAUGAAUGUGCGCAACGAGAAAUGUCCAAACAUUACGACGAUACUUCCAUAUCAUACUAUCGUGAAAGUAUAAACAAACCAAAUAUUCCUGACCAACUUGCUUUUUCUACGUCAUCCAUUGAGAUGUUACGCGACAGCAAGGACUCGGAUUCUAAAGGUCAAGUUUUCUGCUUUCUUCCUCUCCCUUUGAAAACUGGACUUCCCGUACACAUAAAUGGUCAUUUUGCUCUACAUCAAACACGUGGAGCAAUGUGGGAUACUGAAUCACCUAGAGGUUACUGGAACAGUUUGCUAUUAGAAACAACUAUAUCAAACAGCUAUGUCUUAGCUAUCGAAUACCUACGCGAUACGUUCUCCAGUAAUACCGUGGACGGACAAAUUGCGAACAUCGAAGGCAUUAAAACUUUCUUGAAUAUGUAUCACGACUCGUUUCCGCGAUACAAUCAAGGGAAGUUUGAUCUGAUAAAAAACAUGGUUUCAUCGUUCUUUGCUAUACUGUAUGAUAGUGAGUCUACUAUUUUCCCGGUACUUUCACCGAAAGCAAAGUCAAUAUGGUGGGUCGGUCUCAAACAGAAAGAACAUGCAUUUCCUGCCUUUUUCAAUAAUCUACCGGAUCAGUUUUGGACUGGGGCACAAAUGGCCAUAAAGGAACAAAGACAAUAUUAUGGACGGCAACUUAAUGACGGAGAAGAAACUAAGCGCCUACAACAAGCUGAAAAUGAUGCCCACCAACUCUCAUACAUCCUAAAAAAUAUUGGCGUGAAGAUUACUGAAUCGCCACUCUGGAUCAACGAGAGUAUUAAAGAGGCAUUUCAGAACCUGCCAAAGUUGCGCAUUCAAUGUGCUAUGACCCGAAAUGUUUUUGAAGAAGACCUACACAUGCUCGAUCAUACUUUUGUCCUUCGUUUCUUAAGAACGGUAAAUGAAACUACACCAGAUGUUUGCCUCGUAAAAGAUGUAGAUCGAGACCUUACGGACACGCGAAUCAAAAACAUAGAAAACAUGCUCUGUCUUCUACUGUAUUGUCUCAAAGAUAAACAAGUGUUCAUCCAAAACAUGGAACAAUUACCCUUACUGGUAACUAAUGACCGCAUGCUAAGGCGUUUUUCCACAACAAGCCCUGUAUUUUUAUCUCAAUUUUGUGAUCUAUUGCAAGCAUCGUCAAAGGAAUUCGUGCACAGGAAGAUGGUCAACGUUCUAAAGCGGCUCCAACCGCUCAAUCUGUUUUUAAAAUGUUUAGACUUAAGCAGUUUUGCAAGAAUGUUACCAGAUAAUGUUAAUAUGGCUUCACUGUCAGGAGAGGAACCAAUUCCAUGGAAUCAGAACAUUUUAAGUUUGGAAUGGAUGAAGGAGUUCUGGCAAUAUUUGGACACGUUGCAGCAAGUAAAUAUCCUGAUAUUGAAAAAUUGGUGUGUUAUUCCCGGAGAGUUGAAAACGACCAGUCAAAAUGGUAAUAAUUCUGAAAUUUUAGUACCCUGUCAUAAAGGCUUCAUUCUGAUGGACAGCAGUACCUCUAUGAAAAAAGAGCCCCUGCAAUUCAUACCUACCUCACUAAAAAUACCUUCGCCACAUGGAAGUAUCUCUUCAAAAGCAUUACAGCAUGCUGUUGCUUCACAACAUUAUCCUGUGCGGGUAGUGGAAUGCCUCAAUUAUCACCAGGAUAACUUGAGAUUGUUUCUAAAUCCAAAUGAAUGUGAUGUGAUACUACAGUACUUAUCGCAUCCGGAUAAUCUUCUGAUGCUGAAAGAGCAUCCAGCCACGAGGGAUCAAAUAAAGAACCUCUUCUUGUUUAGGACUGUCAACGGAAGCGUCGUAAGAAUCCUAGCAUGUACAGAUAUUUACAAUGUCAAAAAUCAUGCUAAUCUUCUGAAAGAUGGACUUGACGUUUGGUCAAACAAACUCAAAUUUACUCUGUUGAGGGACAAUUUUUUUACUAAAGAUUUGAUGCUUUAUUUGGAUUGUACUCGUCCUAUUUCAGUUACUGAAUUGUACUGCAAGCUGCUUUUGCCAAAUUUCCACCAUCUUGAAAGAAAACAUCAUCUGCCUCAUCUUGAACGUGUCCGAAGUAUGCUGAUGGAUAAACCAAGUUGUCCUUUAAAAGCAGCAUUGCGUUUGUCAGCAUUCAUUUUCCAUGAAGGAGUAUUCAAAAAAGCAAACCAUUUUUACAGCCCACACAACAGUUUCUGUAAGAAACUCUGUGACCAGUCCAUGUUGCCACCUGAACCAUUUGGAAAGUUUGCAUGGAAGAAAUUUAUGAUAUAUGCUGGUAUGAAUGAAACGGUUUCGGAGGAUCUAUACUGUCAGCUUGCUGAAGGCAUAGAACGCUCUGCACAAAAUACUGAGAUAACGACAGAGAUCAGAGAGAAAUCUAAAGCGAUGGUCAUGUACUUGUUCAGUACAGACGAGCUUUCAAACAACACUCCACUGUUGAAGAGAAUAAGGGAUAUUAGGUUCGUCGAACCCUACCAUGUUUGCCAGGAAUACCAAAGCAUAUACCCUCAGUUCGAGGGCCAGAGCUUGAUACAUUUCUGUGGGUCUGUAUAUCACUCUCUGGCUCCAUUGGUAUGGACCACGAUAUCUAUUCUACCGGAGUAUGUUUCUCCGUGUAGAAACAGAAACCAGAUCCAGGAAGGAUUAGGAAUCCUACAUACUCCGCCCAUUUGUAAUGUGCUAUCUCAUACCCACAAUGUGUGCGAUACACUCAACAGGAGAUUACAUGAACAGAAAACAAACACGGAACCUAGAGGUAAUUACCUUUCUGAAUUUAAUAUCACAAAAUUGAUGGAAAAAUUAUAUGCAUAUUUACAAAACAAAUACAUUUAUACUUCUGAAACCAAACAAAUGCUUUCGGAAACACCGCUCGUACAUUUGAAGGAAAUGGGAAUAUUUGUCACCGCAAGACAAGUAUCUAUCACAUUUUGCGGAAAGAAACAGAUACCGCCAUAUCUGGUUGAGAUUCCUCUGCAUUAUGGACCUUACAAAAAACUAUUUAAAGUCGUUGGAACAACAGAAUCCGUUACACUAGGUCAGUACUCCGAUGUACUCUAUCGUAUUCAGGCCGAAGUAAAAUCAGCGAUCCUGGGACCUGAGCGGAUACAUGACGUCUUAUCUGCUCUGACAGGAUUUAUGAUGCUGCUAGAGGAAGCAAGCUUGUCAAGUAUUGAAGAGUCUAUGGCCUCAGUUGAGACUUUGUAUUUACCUGCCUCGGACAAAAGUUUAGCAAAAUCAACUGACUUAGUGUAUGCUGAUAAACAAAAGCUGAAAAAAAGAGUAACCCAAGGAAGUGAUCAUCGGAUAGUGUUCAUGCACAGUUUGAAGGACUGUAACAAAACUGAAGACCUCAUCUUGAAACUACCGGUGAGAAUAAAACCAAAAGGAUUGAGCUCCAUCAUACAGGAGCAUCUCAUAUCCGUUUCUAAUAAUGAACCGGAUGCAAAGGUAGACGAUUUGCGAGUAUAUCUGGCGUCUCAGAGGUUUUUGAACGCACUUAAACAUAUAGGCAAAUUCGAGGACUUCGACUGCUGUAGACAACGGUUGUUGAGCAUCUGUUUUGUUUCUCCGUCUGAAAUUAAAACGAUAUUGCACGUGGAUGGUAGACCUAUUCGAGGUACAGAAGGUACUCAGGAGUGUUUUUACUCUGAGGGCGAACGAAAAUGCUAUAUUGCAGCAAGUACCCUUCAAGUUCGAAACUGGCUGAAGAAAAUUGGACAGCAACUCUGUGGAAUGCUUUCGGAUUGUUUUGAAAAACGAAUUUCCCCGGAGAAAUUUCGAGAGCUGAUUGAUUACGUUGACGACCCGACAGGAUUUAAAUCCUAUUGUGAAGAACUUUUAGACGAGGAAGAAAACGAUGACGACUCAUUGUCAUAUCAUCCGGGCCAAAUAGUACCUGUUGGCCUGCAUGCUUUACUACAGAAUGACAUCACUCUUCUAAAGGUUGGAGAUGUAGUUGCCUAUGAAAUGUUUGACCCAGCUAUCGAUGGUGACAACGAUGAUGUGAUAUCUAAGGACGCAGCGUCUGAUGCCGUUUAUGUUUUUGUGAGAAUCGUGCAGGAACAACCACUAGCUGGUCAACAUGCGUUACAUCAGAAAUACAAAGUGAAUUUCGGUCAGGACAACGAAAAGACAGUUUCGGGACUGCUUUUAUACAAGGUCAUUUAUCCGGAAUCAUCCAAAACAACCGAAUUAGUACUUCAUCUAUUUGGAAACGAUGGAUCUAUACUUUGUAAUAAAGACGGCAUAUUUGACCAAAUUAUUUUCACUUUGUCGAACGCUUGGAAACUAGAUGAUAAAGAUGAUAGGAAACGGGUCGUUAAAAGAUUGCUUUUGGUGUGGCAUCCUGACAAAAACCGCAAUAGAGGUGAUGAAUAUGAAAAUUUUUGCAAGGAAGUUACUCAAUUUAUUUUUGAUAUCAUCAGACGUCUUGAAAACGGUGAAUGUUUUGACAGUAAGACCCCCGAUGAAUCGGACGGAGGCAACAGAAGACGCAGAAGGAGAUGGAACUACGAUAACUGGCAAUAUGGCGACGGUUGUUCCAAUUUUUGGCAGAAUUUUAGGGACCGGAUGUCAUCGAGGCAUACAAAAAACCAGAGCAACUUCAGGCAUUUCUAUGCACAAAGGAAGGAAUAUGUUCCUGAUCCGCAACCUGCAGAGGCACGGAGGUGGUUUCGGCAAGCCAGUAUGGAUUACUUAAGUGGAGUGAACUCUUUAAAAGCUAGCGAUUCCACAGAUAGUGAUAAUAAGACCAAGGAAGACUGUAACUGGAUUUGCUUCAAAUUCCAUCAAGCUUGUGAGAAGGCCUGCAAAGCUUACAUGUACUCUGUCGACGCAAAGAAAGUGACCAAAUGCCACUACUUGCCAAACAUCCUUCCUUACGGCGACGAGCUCGAAGGUUUGUUAAGAGAAAUAGAAAUUCUCGUCGGCAGUUACUCAAAAAUGCGUUACCCGGACGUGAUGGAGUACCCUAAUAUACCAGGAGCACUGUACACAAAAGAUCAGGCUAAUAAAAUCAUGGAAUUAGCUGAAAAAGUGAUGGAAGGGAUAGAAAACCGAUUAUAGACACUCCAAUAUCCCUACUGAAUAAAUCAUGUGUAAAAUCGCGUUCAGUUUGGCAAGUUUUCAUAAUUAACUUUGCAAUUUGUGAUUGAAAUCAAUGGAAGAACGCCGUAUAUGAAUGAAUAAGAAAUCACUGUUAUCAAGAUUUUGCAAUUUUGAAUAUACUGAAGUUAGUAACAUAUUUGUUGGCAUAACGUUUAAUACGUUGAUACCAUUUGCCUUAAGCAGCAUGAACAGUUAUGCCAUUCUGCAAUACGAACAAAUGAUGCAAUCGCUUUAUAGUUUACAAUGUAAAUAAUACAAAUAACUUAUCUGUAUAUCAUGUCCCUAUUAUAGUGUAGAUAGUUUUAUUUAUUAAACUAGUAGUCAAAGUAUAUUCUUGUCACAAUAAGGACAUUCCAUAAUGGUUACAUAUACAUCUGAACUUUAAAUGUUCUAGAGGGAGUUAUCGUGUAUAUUUGUGUCUGUGGUUUUCUUUAUCCUUUUACAUAUUAUGAACAAAACUUGUUUAUUUUCUAACCACUAUUUGUUAUUUUAUAAGUCUGGUCUAUAAUGUCAGUAAUAUCAGAAUACUCUUUAGUUAACUGCACUGAUAUAUGAUAAAUGUAUAAUUUGUUGAGAAAACAUGUUUUAAGAAUCAUCUAUCAUUGUAUUAUAAACUUUGUAGUUUGGCCUCACAUUAACUAAAUACUACAUAUAGAAUUAUUUCUUUAAUGAAACGUGUUUCCGGAAUAAUUGUAAUAAUUUUUCUUAAUUCCAUUAAAUGUUAUUGCUUAACAAUGUUUGAUAAAGUGUAAAUACUUACAGAUUCACAAGGACAUUUGACUUUUACAUGUCCAUUAUCUAACAAUUUGUUUCAGAUACUAAUCCUUUUCAUAUUUUUUGUGUAUUUAGCGCCGAUUAUCUGUACAAAAUGAUUUUAUUUUUUUAAGUAAUUAUAUUUUGUUAUUUUUUCCUGUGUAAUAUAUAAUUUAACAGUUUAAAUAAGGUUUUCUUUUUUUCUGCUGUGACAAAUACCAUUUUGUGAUUUUCACAUUUAUCCUACCAAUCAAUUACGACGUGAAAAUAGCCAUGUCAUGUUACCACCGUCACCCCGUUAAACAGUAAUCCCUGUAUCACAUGAUCAUAUUUGCCUGGGAUUGACACUAUGUUCACGAUAACCCAUGUCUUUGCAAACAAUGUGUUGGUGUCUCAAUGAAUACCAGUUAUAUUAUUAUUGUGGAAUGAAUAUUUUACUUAUUUUUUCACUUGUUCUAUGCCCUCGAAUAAAAUAUCAAACUAUGCCCUCCACAGGUCAAGCAUUGGUGUUAUUCGUCAUGAACGUUUAAUGAAUGUAAUGUAAUGCCUUAUAUAAAUGGACACAAGAUUGACUAUAGAUAUGCAUGCAUUUUUUUAGAAAUAACAUUUUUUAUUGUCCCUUUCAUGGGAACUUAGUUAUCAAGCGGAAACUACCAUGUGUUGAACUGAUAUGUAUAGUCUUCAUUUACGGUGCUGGAAGUUCACCGUUGACGAAUGUUUUGAAUGGCGUAGCAACAUCAUGUUUGCUUCUGCAUAUUUGUGCUCUGAUUUUGAAAAUAGAAGUGGACAUUUCUUCAACUUGAAAAGUUUCAUUUCUAGUUUUGAAUACAUACAUUUUGUAUCUAUUGUACAGUUUAUGUUUUCAUUUUGUAUCUAGUUUGCUUUUUAUGUUUUCACAAAUGGUAAUGAUGAUACUGUUAACCUAGUAGAUUUAAGACUAUAUUUUGUAUAUAUCUCAAAAAUAGUUAGUGAUGCAAUUAUCCUUAUUUAACUUUUAUAUAUACAGUAGUUACAUGUCAAAUUUAUAUAAAUCAUUAUGAAAAACACGUCUGAAACCAUGUGAUAAACUUGUUUUAUAUUCAUUUUAAUAUUGUCUGUAAUAGAGCUUAUUGAUAUGGAAACUGUUAUCUUCACAAAUAUAUUCUGUUGUAAAUUGAUUAUGUCAAUAUUAUUAAUUUGUAUACCUACUAUUAAUCAAAGCAUAUGCUUAUCCAAACACAUCAUGUAACAGAAAUUUCUUUAUGUUCAUGAUGGAAAAAUCAUCUAUCACACGAAGAUCAUGCCAUGAUGACGUCAGCUGAUCAGGACGACAGUGUCAGAUGUUGUGGAUACAGUAAUCUGUGUCAUGUUGUAAAUAUACAAUUUCAAUUCUUUUCAAAUUUAUUAUAUCAAAUAGUUUAUUAUUUUAUAUGUAUAUAUUAUUCAAUUCCCUAUAAAAAUUCGUAUACUAAUUCAUAUAUAGGUAUCUUAUGUUAGAAAAUAUAUCCGUAUACAAUACUGUGAAAUCUGUAUUUAAAAUUGAAAGAAUUUGAUCUUUGUUUAAAAUAAUUGAAUGUUUUUAAUAAUAUGGUGCUUUGUAAUAUGGGCGACAUGGCCGUAUGGUGCAGAUGGUCGUAUGGUGCAGUGUAAUGUGGGCGACAUGGUCGUAUGGUGCAGAUGGUCGUAUGGUGCAGUGUAAUGUGGGCGACAUGGUCGUAUGGUGCAGUGUAAUGUGGGCGACAUGGUCGUAUGGUGCAGUGUAAUGUGUAAUUUGUUUGGCUUCUUGCAUAUAUAAUGAAAACUGUCUAAUACGUGUUUUUAUCAUGUAUGCAGAUAGUUUGUACAUUCUGUUUCUGUGUACAUAUAUAGUUUUUAUGUACUGCUUUAGAAUAUAUAUAUAUCUAUUUUUGGACAUAUUUCACUAUUUCUAUAUGAAUUUAUUUCUUUACACUUUUUUGUACAAAAUAUCUUCCAACACAUAGGUUUUGCUUGUUUGACAUGUGCAUCUUUGUAGAUGUUAUACACACACAAAUGGUAAUGCACAUACACGCAAACCUAGAAAGUGUAAAGUCUAUAUUAUAUAUAGAGAUAUGUGUGUGUACCCUAAAUAUUUGCUUUAUUACGCUAUGAAAAUACUUUAUAUUAUACAACAAAGGGCUUAAAAAGGUGCAGUUACUGAUGAUCUGUUCUUGUUUAACAUUUAAUUAGGGUAACAUGUAAGAUUUAUUUAAGUCUUUGAACAUGUGAUAUCGAUGUUCAAUUCAAAAUGUCGUAUACAUGUAUGUUUUAUAACAUUUCAUAACUUUAAGUUCACACAUGAAAGUUGUAUUGAAUGAUACUUUGUCUAUUUUAUCAAGAUUGUAAAUAAAUUAAAAUCUUAAGUAGAUGCAUUUCGAAACACAUUGUUUGAUUACAAUUAGAUUGAUUUUUGAUAGAUCAUAUUGGAAAUUUGAUCAUACCAAACAUAUUUCAGCUUGAUGUAAACAUUAUACUGAACAAUAUGAAUCAUGAGUCAAAUGUAAUACUACAGUUUCAUGUACAUUUUAUUAUUCCUAAAGCAACUGUCGAAAUACAUGUGGGUUUUUAAAAACAUAUAUAAGAUAUUAGAUUGUAAUGUACAUAUUAUAAUACAUUGUUUAACUGUAUGUUAAAUGAAUGUUAGAAAUUAUAUUUAAUUAGUUUGAUUUACUAUCUAAUAUACAUAAAAUACCAAUGCCGAGUGGUAAGUUUAAUGCCACGACGAUUAUUAAAUACCAUAGUUACAUCAAUAUCGAGUUAUAAGUUAGUUAAUGUCAUGUUUACAAAUAAUGAUUGAUUUUAUAUCUCUAAACCUCAUCGAUGUCAGAAAUGGCAUUGAUUCCGUUUGUUAUAAGUAAUAAUUGAAUUAAUUUGAUGUUAGAAAUAAUAUCGAGUUAAUUUGAUUUAUUACUUUCUAUGCUUUACAAACAUAUCGAACUAUGCUAUAACUAUAAUUAUGUAGUAAACGUUGAUGUUUUGAACUAAAUGGAUGUUAGAAAUAAUAUUGAUUUAGUUUAGUUAAAUAUCUUAUUUACUAAUAACAUCAAGUAAUAAAAUUAAUACUACUAAAAUGACUUAUUAAAGGUAUGAUACUUGGAACAUAUGAACUAAAUGGAUGUUAGAAAUGAUAUUGAUUUAGUUUGUUUUAUAACCUUUUAUACAUAAAAUAUCGAGUUAUAUAUAAUUAUUUUGAUUGAUAACUUUUCAUUACAUCAAUAUUGAGUGUUAUAAUAUUACUUUAUUAAAGGUAUGAUACUUGGAACAUAUGAACUAAAUGGAUGUUAGAAAUGAUAUUGAUUUAGUUUGUGUUAUAACCUUGUUUACAUAAAAUAUCGAGUUAUAUAUAAUUAUUUUGAUCGAGAACUUUUCAUUACAUAAAUACCGAGUGUAAUAACAUUAUUUUAACAUUCUAUUAAAGGUAUGAUACUUGGAGCAUAUGAACUAAAUGGAUGUUAGAAAUGAUAUUGAUUUAGUUUGUUUUAUAACCUUGUAUACAUAACAUAUCGAGUUAUAUAUAAUUAUUUUGAUUUACAACUUUUCAUUACAUAAAUAUUGAGUGUUAUAAUAUUACUUUAUUAAAAGUAUGAUACUUGGAAUAUAUGAACUAAAUGGAUGUUAGAAAUGAUAUUGAUUUAGUUUGUUUUUUAACCUGGUAUACAUACAAUAUCGAGUUAUAUAUAAUUAUUUUGAUUUACAACUUUUCUUCAUUACAUAAACACCGAAUGUUAUAAUAUUAUUAUAUUAAAGGUAUGAUACUUGGAACAUAUGAACUAAAUGGAUGUUAGAAAUGAUAUUGAUUUAGUUUCAUUUAUAACCUGGUAUACAUAAAAUAUUGAGUUAUAUAUCAUUAUUAUAAUUGAUCAUUUUUAAUAACAUAUAUACCGAGUGUCAUACUGUUAUAUUAUUAAAGGUAUGAUACUUGGAGCAUAUGAACUAAAUGGAUGUUAGAAAUAGUAUUGAUUUAGUUUGUUGUAUACCAAAUUUGAAUAAAAUACCGACUUUUUUUUUAAAUUUAAGAUAUCAUUUAGAUACAAAUAGGUCAUUUUUUAUAUUAAAGUUUUAAUGCACUUGGUCUGUGCGAACUAACUUGAUGUUAAAACGAUUUUUUUUAAAUUGAUGAAGUACCCUUCAUGCAUAAAAUAUCAAUUUGUCAAUUUUGCAAUAGCAGUUCAAAAGUAUGAAAGGUUUGGUCUAUAUGAAUUAAAUGGAUGUUAGAAAUAACAUUGAUUUAGUUUAUUAUAAAGUCAUAUUUAUAUAAAAUGUCAAAUAAUUACUCUAAUAUUUAUGUUAUAAAGGUAUGGCAUAUUUGGCACGUGUGCAUUAAUUUUAUGUUAGAAACGAUAUCGAAUUGAUUUUCUGCUUUACAAAAAGAUCGAGCUAUGAUUCAACAUUGAAAAUGUAUCAAAGGUGUGAUGCUUUGAAUAAGCAUGAACUUAAUGGAUGUUAGAAAUGAUAUUGAUUUAGUUUGGUUGAAUAACUUAUUUACAAACAACAUCAAGUUAUGAAUUCUAUGCUUCAAAAUAAUAAUUUAUCAAAGGUACAUGUAUUAUAGACUUGGUAUAUGUUAUCAAAUAUAUGAAAAACAUUACCUUUGAACUGACUGGAUGUUUAGAAAUGAUAUCGAUUUGUUUUAAUUUGUUACCAUGCUUAUGUAAAAAAAAAAUCGAAAAAAAAGGUAAAAUGUUAAAAUUAGCAUUGAUCAAUAGAAAUUUAAUAUCGGUUUUAAAGAUAUAUUUUAUGAUAGAACUGUGAACUUAAGUGAUGUUAGAAAUGAUAUUGAUUAAGUUUGUUUUUAACGAAAUUCAAAUAAAAUUCUGAUAAAUUGGAUAAAUGUCUAAGAUAUUAAUCAUAUAUAAAUAUAUAAUUAUAAGACUUGAUCUAAGUAAACUAAAUGGAUGUUAGAAAUGAAAAUGAUUUAGUUUGAUUUAUUACCGUUUACAAAUAAUAGCGGUUAUCAAUGCUACUAAAAUGCCUUAGGUAUACUAGACUUUGUCUAAUGAACUAAAUAGAUGUAAGAAAUAAUAUUGAUUUAGUUUAAUUAUACCAUUUUUACAUAAAAUAUGAACACUUUAUAAAUUACAGUAAAUCUUUACCCAGGGUAUGAAAUUCUAACUAAACGCUCGUUACUAGGGCAUGGUUUAGCUUCCAAAAGCACAUGGGUGUUAUAGCGUUUGGGAAGGUUUGAUGUGUGUGUGUGUGUGUUUGUUGUAAUGAACUAGAUGUGAUCCUAAAUAUAAAAAAAGAAAUUGUUUAGAAAUAAAGUACGCAGUUUUGUUAACUUGCUGUAGCCUAUGGAAAAAAGAACAUUAAUCAAACUAAAUAGUGAUGUUCAGGGUUUAUAUGAAAUAUUCCCGGAGUAGCAUUCAUUCCUGAUGUUUAACUGGUGUGUUGAUUUUCUUUAGAUG